AUGAAGUUCUCUGAGAUCCUGGCUUUCUCCGUGGCCUUUGCCACUGCGACUGCUGCUCCCGCGAAGCGCACUGAUACCGUCGAAAUUACCUUCCACGGUGCUGCCGGUGCUCAGUUCACGCAGAGCUUCCCUACGGAUGACACCACUACUUCCAUCUACAACCCGCUCAGCAUCUCCAAAAUCUCAUCCAACACUAAUCUCGUCGAGUGCUCAUUCACUGGCGUGGACGGCAGCUUCACGACCGUUGAUGGCGCCGUUUCGAGUGACGUCGGACCUCCUCAGACCCAGGUCUCCGGAACAUGCUUCAAAUUGCCAUCGCAGCGCCGCCGCAGCAGAGAUGUUGCGAUUACAUUCAUCGGUGCCGCCGGUGCACAGUUCACGCAGAGUUUCCCUAUUGAUGACACUGUUCAGACAAUUAGCAACCCUUUGAGUAUCUCUCACAUCUCAAACAGCAAUGACGGUGUCGAGUGCUAUUUCACCGGUGUUGACAACAGCUACACCGUUGUUGAUGGUGCCGUCGAGGUCGACGUUGGACCCCCUCAGACCCAAGUUUCUGGACAGUGCUUUGAGCUGCCCACCCCGGCCCGUCGCUCUUACGGCGGUGCUAAGGUUACCUUCAUUGGCGCUGCCGGUGCAAAGUUUGCUCAGCGUUUCCCUCUGGAUGGGCUGACUUACGAUAUCACCAACGUCCUGAGCAUUUCUCACAUUGAAGUGGAUGAGGCGGGUGUUUCUUGCACAUUCGAUGGUGUCGAUAACUCUGUUACCUCUGUCACUGGUCCUAACACUGUUGAUGUUGGUCCUCCUCAAACUCAAGUCCGGGGAUCCUGCUGGUAA
Penicillium longicatenatum is the source of this 834-nucleotide messenger RNA. RefSeq lists its product as uncharacterized. The transcript is spliced from 4 exons. The record is from RefSeq and is a predicted model, not a curated record. Bases 1 to 834 code for a protein of 277 amino acids. Lineage: Eukaryota; Fungi; Ascomycota; Eurotiomycetes; Eurotiales; Aspergillaceae.